AUGUCUAGCGAAUCCGUCGACUACUAUGAGGUGUUAGGUAUCUCACCCAAUGCGACUCGAGAUGAAAUCCGCAAAGCCUAUAAGAUGAAAGCUCUCCAGACUCACCCAGACAGGGUGCCAGUAAACCACCCGGAACGUCCAUCGCGGACCCGUCAAUUCCAGCUCGUCAAUGAUGCAUAUUACACACUCUCGGAUCCGACUAGACGUCGAGACUACGAUGCUACGAGAGUACAUCGGCGGAGUUCAGGACCGAGUUAUGAGCGUGAAUGGCAGGACGAACAGUUUGGCGAGUUCUUCGAGGAAAUGAUGGACCAGGAGGGUCUUCGAAAUGAAGUUAGAGAAGGCACCGGCAAGUUCUGGUCGUUACUCGGUGCCAUCGCCGGGGCAAUUAUAGGGUACAUCCUGUAUGACUUCUCGGGACUUCUGGCGGGCUUAUUGGCCGGGAAUAGAUUGGGUGCCGUUCGCGACAAAAAGGGGAAGAGUGUCUAUGAAGUUUUCCAGGAAAUGCCCCAGAACGAGAAGAUGCGGAUUCUGUCACAACUGGCUGCCCGAGUGCUAUCCGGCAUGACUUCCUAA
Molecule: messenger RNA, 576 nt
Organism: Orbilia oligospora ATCC 24927
Lineage: Eukaryota; Fungi; Ascomycota; Orbiliomycetes; Orbiliales; Orbiliaceae
Exons: 5
Coding region: 1-576 (191 amino acids)
Source: RefSeq, a predicted model, not a curated record